AUGGUUGAAAAUUGCACUGUCAACAUCUUUAGUGCAUAUGCACCCCAGAUAGGAUGCUCAGAUGAAGAGAAAGAUCGAUUUUGGUCGGACUUAGAGGAGGAAAUGGAAAAGGUACCAGCAGAUGAAAGAUGCCUUGUCGGCGGAGAUCUGAAUGGGCACGAAGGCCAGAAUAACCAUGUGAUCAGCCGUAUACAUGGUGGGUAUGGCUAUGACGAAAGAAAUGCAGAGGAGGAACUAACACAUGAAAUUGAAGAUGUUGAUGAAUGGUGGAACAGAACGAUGGAAAUAAUACUGAGGGUUGCUAGAGAAAUAUUGGGUGAGAGUAGUGGCAAGAUGUUCGAAAAUAAGGAAACGUGGUGGUUCAGUGAAGAAGUGAAGGAAGCAACAAAGCAAAAGAGAGAAGCAAAGGAAAGGUGGGAGGGGAUCCAAAUGGAAGAGGACUGGAUGACCUAUAAGGAAGCAAAUAAAUUAGCAAAGAAAACUGUAGCAAUUGCUAAGGAUAGAGCAUAUGAUCAGCUUUUCAAAGAGCUACAUACCAAGGAAGGGCAAGGAAAGAUCUUUAAACUAGCACACAUGAGAAAUAAGAGUACCAAGGAUGUAACACACAUACGACAGAUUAAGGAUAACGAUGGAAAUGUACUGAGAAAUGAGAGAGACAUAAUAAGGAGAUGGAAAGAAUAUUCUGAGGCCUUAUUGAAUGAAGAAAAUGAGAGAUUUCCAAGAGGAGAUGGACACACAAACUGUGGACCAGUCACAGAACUAACAAAAGCUGAGGUUAGAGUGGCACUGGGAAAGAUGAAAAACAGUAAAGCGGUGGGACCAGAUGGCAUACCUGCAGAAGCCUGGAAGGCUCUUGAUGAGGAAGGAAUUGACAUAUUGUGGCAGUUAAUGAAAAAGAUUAUGGAAAGUGAGAUGAUACCCAGAAAAUGGAGAGAAAGUAUAUUAAUCUCAAUAAUCAAAGAGAAAGGGGACAUACAGUGUUGUGAAAAUUACCGAGGAAUAAAGCUCAUGUCACAUACACUGAAGGUAUUUGAAAGAAUUAUAGAUGAAAAAUUACGGCAACAAGUUUCCAUCGGUAGACAGUAA
This is a messenger RNA of Macrobrachium nipponense, 1086 nucleotides long. RefSeq lists its product as uncharacterized. The record is from RefSeq and is a predicted model, not a curated record. Lineage: Eukaryota; Metazoa; Arthropoda; Malacostraca; Decapoda; Palaemonidae. The transcript is spliced from 2 exons. The coding region runs from base 1 to 1086 and encodes 361 amino acids.